Molecule: messenger RNA, 1554 nt
Organism: Chelmon rostratus (copperband butterflyfish)
Lineage: Eukaryota; Metazoa; Chordata; Actinopteri; Chaetodontiformes; Chaetodontidae
Gene: mettl18
Product: methyltransferase like 18
Exons: 2
Coding region: 292-1365 (357 amino acids)
Biological process (GO): peptidyl-histidine methylation, to form tele-methylhistidine
Molecular function (GO): protein-L-histidine N-tele-methyltransferase activity
Source: RefSeq, a predicted model, not a curated record
CAACAGUUCAGACAUGGUCGGUUAGGAUUCCCUCGAAAGUUACAUUAAUGUGCUUAAAUUUCCAAUUUUAUAUUCCUCUAAACCUAAUCUUACUUGUACAUACUUGUAACUGUUACUUAAUUGAUAGAAAGGCAACAAGUUGGCGACUAUGGUCCUCAGAAUUCUGGGACUUGCAGUUCUUCCACGCAGCGGCUCUGCUAAGCUAGACUUGCUUGCCAUGUGCAUCCUGUAGUUAGAGGGGAUACUAACUUUUCAACCUCAAGACAGCUGCGUGUGGUGUUGUCCGUCAUCAUGUCAUUUUGUUUCAACUUCGAUGUUCCAGCACAAACAACAAACCCGGAAGGCGUUGAUGGAAGUGAAUUGCAAAACAGAAAGAAAGACAAUGCUGCUAAGUCUACUGAGGGUAACACCAAACCAGCUGAGCCAGUAAAAGAGGCCAAAGAGCACCCUCCACUAUCUGACCCAGAGUUCGCCCUCAUGGAUGCUGUCGCUGAAACGGUUACCAUAGGAACUCUUCCUCCUCUUCACUUUCUCAACGAGACAGUUUUCGAAAGGACGGCCUCGGAGAGAGAGGACAGGGAGGAAAUUCUUUCUCGCACUGCGGAGCAGAGGUCUGAUCUCAUCUCUGGGGUGUACGAAGGAGGGCUGAAGGUGUGGGAGUGUACUUACGACCUUCUGGAGCUGAUUGAGAAAGAUGGAGAGACCUUUGGGGGGAAGGCGGUUUUGGAUUUGGGCUGUGGUGCGGGGCUGUUGGGGAUAUUGGCUCUGAAGAGAGGAGCCAGGCAGGUCCACUUCCAAGAUUAUAACAGUACAGUUAUCGAACAACUCACAGUGCCAAAUGUAAUAUUAAACUGCCAAGAGGAUGAUGAAGGAGACAGUGAAGAUGACAAAGAAGGGAGGAGCAAGGGAAAAAUACAGGAAGAGGAUGGUCGUAAAAUGAAGGCCAAAGGGACACAAGAGGUAAAAGAUGGCAACCCACCACCUAAGAAAAGAGCCAUAGACCUAUCCCAGCAGCCAUUGCUAGCCAAGUGUCGUUUUUUCUCUGGUGACUGGAGCACAUUUCUUGCUUUGGUUAAAAAGGAGGACCCACAGCCCAAGUAUGACAUUAUAUUCACCUCAGAGACCAUCUACAACACUGCAUACUACCCCGCGCUACACGAGACCCUCCACAUGCUGCUGGCACCAAGAGGGCUGGUCUACCUCGCCACCAAAUCCCACUACUUUGGUGUAGGUGGUGGGCUGCACCUGUUUGAGGCGUUUGUUGAGCAGAGGGGUAUAUUCUCUUUGGAUCACCUGUGGGACGGUGAAGAAGGACUUCAGAGACAUGUAGUAGUCCUGCGUUUUAAAACGGCAAAGGACACUUGAAUAAGUGAAGCGGCCCUGGAUUUGAAAACACUGGGAUUCAUGUAAUAACUGCCAGAGACUCUUUUGCUCUGUUAAAAAAGAACAGUGUUUGUGAUGCAAGUAAGUACAUCAGGGUUUCCUUUCAGUCUUCCAUAUGAAGAUUGUAAGUUAUAUGGUGGUAAAAAUAAGGAAGAGCUGUAAUAAAAGAUG